This is a messenger RNA of Drosophila elegans, 945 nucleotides long. Its product is annotated as protein rolling stone. Bases 55 to 876 code for a protein of 273 amino acids. Lineage: Eukaryota; Metazoa; Arthropoda; Insecta; Diptera; Drosophilidae. The transcript has 4 exons. Gene Ontology annotation, cellular component: membrane. The record is from RefSeq and is a predicted model, not a curated record.
CGAUACGAAGUGAAAUUAACAAAUUAAUUGCAUUAACAUAAAAUUGUUUUAUGAAUGUGGCGCUUGGCGGCUGGAAUCGAGCCAGAAUCUUCGAGCGGCUUUCGGCAAAAACCCUUGAGUCUGAAUGAGGAGUUCCGCUGGCAGAGAUUUGGCCUACAACAUCAUUCACCCCAGGACUUUCUUCGAUCGCAGUGGCAGUCGAAACCGAAAUCUCCAUAUUUUCUAACCUAUCGCUGGCUUUUAGCCGGCUUCUUUGGCACUGGCGUUGUUAGUUAUACAAUUAAGUACUAUCACAACGGACUUUGUUUCAUCUAUUUGACCAACUGGGGAUUCAUCUUGUGCGGCAUUACGAGCCUUUUUGGUGCCAUACUAGUGUCAGUCUAUCACUGCAAACCGGAGACGUGGGUUCCACCCAGCUGUUUGAUCAAGACUUAUUGGGCCUGCUACUGGACUAAUUUGCCACUGACUUGUUUGAUUGCAAUUACUUACUGGUGGACCAUUUAUCCCAACGAUCGGUUGCCAACCAAUUUGGCUAGGGUAUCCGAUCUCUAUAACAUAUGGACACACUUAUUGCCGCCAAUUUUGUUCACAAUCGAUCAUUUUCUAGUGGCGCAGCCAGCACGUCUGCUGCACUUUGUCUAUCCAGUGGCCUUCUGCUUGUCUUACGGCGUUUUCACUUUUAUAUAUUAUUCACUGGGUGGCCGUAACAUAAACGGAAUGCACUAUAUAUAUUCUUUUCUGGACUAUAAAAAGCCGAAAAUAGUUUGUGGAACCGUGGCAGGACUGAGCUUGAUGAUGGUGUCCUUGUGCACCCUGCAAUAUGUAGGCUAUCGGCUAAGGACUUUCAUAGCACGCAAGUGGGGAAAACUUCAGUGAUGAUACCCUAAUAAUUGCAUUUGAAUGAGGCGUGUAAAAAAUUUUAAAAUACAAAUAAAAGCAAUGUAG